Aphanomyces invadans is the source of this 417-nucleotide messenger RNA. RefSeq lists its product as hypothetical. NCBI's taxonomy places the organism in Eukaryota, Oomycota, Saprolegniomycetes, Saprolegniales, Verrucalvaceae. The transcript has 2 exons. Bases 1 to 417 code for a protein of 138 amino acids. The record is from RefSeq and is a predicted model, not a curated record.
AUGAGUGAGGUCGACGGAGGCAAGAGAAGGACUGCGUACCGCUUUAUCACUCAAGUAGACAUAGACUUCCUUAAGGAGGUCAUGGCUGUAUGCCCACAUGAUGCUCCUUAUGGACAAACCCUUGCACGAUGGGAAGAUUUUGUAGAGCACAUGCGCGAAAUGCACGGCCCCGACCUCACUACUGCAGGAUGUCGUAAGCGCCUGGAUGAUUUGAUGGCAGCAUAUAAGAAGAACACAGUGCAGUCCUUGCGCGCGUCUGGUACUGAGGAAGAAUACAAUGAAAGAGAACAGCUCAUCCAAGACCAGUCGGAUAUGAUGGACACAACGUACAAGACAAAAAAGACACUUAAGGAAGAGAAAUACAAGAUGAUCGACAAACGAGAAAAAGAGGAUCUCAUGUUGCGUGAAGCCGCCUAA